Molecule: messenger RNA, 1402 nt
Organism: Gordionus sp. m RMFG-2023
Lineage: Eukaryota; Metazoa; Nematomorpha; Gordioida; Chordodea; Parachordodidae
Exons: 8
Coding region: 215-1339 (374 amino acids)
Source: RefSeq, a predicted model, not a curated record
UGGAUAUGGAAAGUGUGAAUGAUGAAAGUGAUGAAGUGAGUAAUAAACGUUAUAAUAAAUUUCAUGGCGUAAUUGAUGAGGAUAAAAAUAUUAUAAGCGACAAAGCUGAAAUAUUACGAAGGAAUUGGGUUAGAUGAUUUCAUGGAUGGUGAGGAUAAAACCUGCCAAAUAAUAAAUAUUACUGUUUACUUUAGAUAAGGAUGAGAGCUUUAAUAUGAAAUUUUUGUUCUUAAUAAGUCCUUUUGAAGAUCCAUAUGAUAUGGAAGAAGACAAUGAAUGUUCCAACAUUUUAUCAAACUAUCAGUUAAUGUCGAUAGAUUCCUUAAGCUCAAAUAAAUUUACAAUCAAGUUUAAAGAUUAUGAUUAUUCCUUAUUAUUUUUAAAAGAUCAUUCUGAACCUACUGAUGUAAAUUUAUUAGAAUAUUUCAAUCAAAAACCUUAUGAAGAAAAUACUUUUGAAGAUGGAGAAAUAGAAGAUGAUUUUAAUUCAUUAAGAAAAAGGAGUAACAAAAGAAUAGCAAAUGCUAAAGAUGAAACUGUACUACUUUCUCACAAAUGGCGUAAAUUUAUCUACCCUCCUUAUGAAUCAGAGAUUGAAACACAACCAAAAUAUCCCUUAUUAUUAUUUAGAUUUGCUAAAAACAUCGAAAUAAGGCUAGGAAAUUUUAACAAAAGAUUGGAUUUGAGACAAAUUCUCGCUAUCAACUCCAAGAAAAAUAAAUACGUCAAUCAAACAUACCCAGAAGAAUUCAAGAAUUUGGCACCUUCAUAUAACUCUGAUGUCCCACAAACAUCAAAUGGGAGACAUCUGAUAACCUACAAUGACAUUGAAGAGGAAUCCAAUACUCUAGACUCUCGCACUUCUGCCAUGAAAUCCAAAAAAGAUAAAUCGCCAAUAAUCGAUGACCUUGAAAAGGAAGUUCCGUUUGAUUACGAAUCCGAAAUAUUAUUAAUGUAUGAUAAGAUGACUUCGAAUCAAUUACAUCAAAAUACUCUUCAACCUAAAUUAGGGAAAGGGAUAUUCACAAAGACUUUCAAAAAUAGACUCCUCCAAGAUAAUAGAAGGGAUAAAAACACCAUAACCAUGGUAGCGGAUAUGAUACACGAUUCCGAAACAGUUAGAAUCAGAACAAGACCCGUUAAACGGCAAGAAGAUGACUCUGACGACCAAACAAGUUUCAAGAAAUCAUUGGAGAUGCAUAGGAAAGGCAAAAAUAAAAGACAUCUUUUGAUAGACUCUGCUUACAGUUCCAAAAUGCCAAAUUUUGACGAUAUCAUCAUCCACGACGAGAACGAUGUUCGACAUGUUAUCAGAAAAAAACGAAAUACAUGCAAAUAAAAUUUAUAGACUCGCGAAUACCUAAUUUUUUUAAAAAUUUAUAAUUUUAUUGAUAAUAUGAUG